This is a messenger RNA of Macrosteles quadrilineatus (aster leafhopper), 1968 nucleotides long. RefSeq lists its product as uncharacterized. The record is from RefSeq and is a predicted model, not a curated record. The transcript has a single exon. Gene Ontology annotation, molecular function: nucleic acid binding; nucleotide binding. Lineage: Eukaryota; Metazoa; Arthropoda; Insecta; Hemiptera; Cicadellidae. Bases 1 to 1968 code for a protein of 655 amino acids.
AUGAUUGCGAUUCUAGUCAAAGUGGGCGAUAUCUGGAUUCGCUUUGUUGACUCUUACCGUAUGAUGUCGGCAAGCUUGGAUGAACUGUCGUCGAACCUGCCCCGUGAACAACUGAUACAAAGUGCAAAAUUAGUAUCACCAGAGAACAUUCACCUAGUUACCAAGAAAGGAACGUAUCCUUACGAUUACAUAACAUCAGAUGCGGUAUUCGAAGAGACUAGUCUACCACCUAGAUCGGCGUUUGCAAACAAGCUUAAUGAUACGGAGGUCAGUGAUGAGAACUAUCGACACGCCGAAACCGUAUGGAACACAAUGAAAUUCAAGAACUUUGGGGAAUACCACGAUUUCUAUUUAACACUGGACACAUGUCUUCUUAGUGAUGUUAUUAACUCGUUUCGUGAUAUAUGUUAUAAACACUAUCAAUUGGACAUCAAUCACUUUUUUACUGCCCCCUCACUAACGUGGCAAGCCAUGCUGAAACACACUGCUAUUGAUAUAGAACUGAUGACAGAUAUUGAUAUGGUUUUAAUGAUAGAGGAGUCAAUAAGAGGGGGGCUCGUACAAUCUAGUAGGCGCUGGGCGCAGGCUAAUAACGAGUUCCUCGCACAUCCCGCUGAUUAUGACCCUAAUAAGGAGAAGGCGUGGUUGCUUUAUUUAGAUGCUGUCAACUUAUACGGAUAUGCAUUAAAACAACCCCUCCCUGUUGGAAACUUUCAAUGGGUUGAAAACCCAGAUAGUCUAAAUUGGUCCAACCUCCCAUCUGAUGCUCCUACUGGUUAUAUUCUUGAAUGUGAUGUGGAAGUUCCAGACAGUAUCCAUGAUAAAUUGAAUGAUCUUCCCCCUCUACCUGAACGUGCAAAACCUCCUGGAAGUAAAGUAGAAAAGCUCAUAGCAACACUUUACAAAAAGGAGCAUUAUAUUGCUCAUUAUACUUUGAUCAAACAGGCUCAAAAACUUGGUUGUCGUGUUACAAAAGUACACCGAGCAUUGAAAUUUAGCCAAUCACCGUGGAUGGAAAAGUAUAUUGAAUUUAAUUCGAAACUUCGCAGUGAAGCAACAAACAAAUUUUCAAAAGACUUUUUUAAAUUACUUAAUAAUGCGACCUUUGGGAAAUCUCUUCAGAACAACAGACGGCAUAUGGAUGUACGUGUAGUGACAACAAAAGAAGCUCUUGAAAAGUAUGCCAGACAACCACGGUUUGUGGAUCGAACUAUUAUCCGAGAGGGGGAUAAAGAUGGGAUUGUCUUGGUUUAUCUCAGAAAAGAUGUUAUCCUACUUGAUAAACCCCUAUUCGUAGGAAGUGUGACUCUAGAUUUAUCCAAACUCAAAAUGUAUUGGUUUUGGUACGACGUACUCUCAACGCUAUUUCAACCUCCCAAGUACACAAUCACUUUAAUAUAUACUGAUACAGAUUCUUUGGUGGCAUGGAUUAAAGGUCCAGAUAAUGUAUAUGAAGUUCUCAAGAUUAUAGCGGAUGAACACUUGGAUCUCUCAAACCUCCCACACGACCAUCCACUAAGGAGUGACAAAAACAAACAGGUUGCAGGAAAGUUUAAGGACGAAACUGCAGGAAAGGUGCUCUAUGAGCAUGUAGGACUUAAAAGCAAGAUGUACUGCCAACGUUAUUCGUCUCUUUCUACACCGCCCAACAAAGACACAAGCGAAGUAAAAAAGGCUAAGGGGAUCAAAAAUUCAUUUGUAGAGAAGGUUAUGCGGUUUGAACAUUACAAGGAUGCCCUCUUUAACAAAACGCAGUACACUGCUGAUUUCAACUUAAUCAGAAGUAAAUCAUUUCAGUUGACUUCACAACAUGUUUCAAAGAGAUCUCUUUCGUUUCAUGAUGACAAGAGAUAUAUUUUGGACGAUGGAUACUCUACACUUGCACAUGGACAUUUUAGGAUAAAACAGCUUUCAGACAGCGAGCAUCGGAGGUCAAGCUCAUCGCAAAAUAAGGGGAUCAUAGAUUAA